This is a messenger RNA of Hordeum vulgare subsp. vulgare (domesticated barley), 1528 nucleotides long. Its product is annotated as tryptophan--tRNA ligase, cytoplasmic. The transcript is spliced from 11 exons. Gene Ontology annotation, biological process: tryptophanyl-tRNA aminoacylation. Lineage: Eukaryota; Viridiplantae; Streptophyta; Magnoliopsida; Poales; Poaceae. The coding region runs from base 140 to 1348 and encodes 402 amino acids. Gene Ontology annotation, cellular component: cytoplasm. Gene Ontology annotation, molecular function: tryptophan-tRNA ligase activity; ATP binding. The record is from RefSeq and is a predicted model, not a curated record.
AUUAGCGACGCUGCCGAAGCCGAACGGACGGGAUUCGCUGUGAGGAGUUCAGAACACGCCCUUAGCUUACCUCCCCCUCCAGCUGCCGCCGCCGCCUCCCAUCUCCGGCGACGAGCAGGGCAGAGAAGGAGAACUAGCUAUGUCCUCGGUGGCGCCGGAGGUUGAGAAGAAGGAGGAGGAGGAGGAGCAGGUGGUGAACCCGUGGGAGGUGUCGGCGGGGAAGGGCGGGAUCGACUACGACAAGCUGGUCGACCAGUUCGGCUGCCAGCGCCUGCACGCCGCGCUCAUCGACCGCAUCGCGCGCCUCACCGGCCGCCCCCCGCACCGCUUCCUCCGCCGCGGCCUCUUCUUCGCCCACCGGGAUUUGAACGAGAUACUGGACCUAUUCGAGAAGGGGGACAAGUUCUACCUCUACACGGGGAGAGGGCCCUCGUCCGAGGCGUUGCAUCUCGGACACCUCGUCCCGUUCAUGUUCACCAAAUAUUUGCAGGAUGCUUUCAAGGUUCCUCUGGUGAUACAGCUAACUGAUGACGAGAAGUUCUUGUGGAAAAAUUUGACUGUUGAGGAAAGUAAAAGGCUUGCGCGUGAAAAUGCAAAAGACAUUAUAGCAUGUGGAUUUGAUGUUGAAAGGACUUUUAUUUUCUCUGAUUUUAAUUUUGUUGGCGGCGCCUUUUACGAAAACAUGGUUAAAGUGGCCAGAUGUGUGACGUAUAAUAAAGUUGUAGGAAUAUUUGGAUUCACUCCAGAGGAUCACAUUGGAAAGAUUAGCUUUCCUCCCGUGCAAGCAGUUCCAUCAUUCCCUUCUUCAUUUCCCAAACACUUUUCUGGCAAUGACCAACUACGGUGCCUGAUACCUUGUGCAAUAGACCAGGAUCCUUAUUUCAGGAUGACCCGUGAUGUUGCUCCAAGAAUUGGUUACCAGAAGCCAGCGCUGAUUGAGUCAAGAUUUUUCCCUGCUCUUCAGGGGGAGAACACGAAAAUGUCAGCUAGUGAUCCAAAUUCUGCUAUAUAUGUGACCGAUAAUACUAAAGAAAUAAAGACAAAGGUGAAUAAAUAUGCAUUCUCAGGUGGCCAGGACUCCGUAGAACUUCAUAGAAAACUUGGAGCUAACCUUGAGGUUGAUGUCUCAAUUAAGUACCUGAACUUUUUCCUUGAAGACGAUGAUGAGCUCGAGCGCAUAAAGAAGGAGUACAAGGAAGGAAGUAUGCUGACAGGUGAAGUGAAGCAGCUUCUGGUUAAGGUUCUUUCUGAGAUGGUUGAAAGGCACAAAAGAGCUAGAGCUCGAGUUACCGAGGAGAUGGUCGACGCCUUCAUGGCUGUGAGGCCUCUUCCCAACAUGUUCGGCUGAGCAUUGGGGUGGGAGGUUCAUACCCUUUCUGUGUGGAUUUUAUAAUUCCAGGAGCAACAUAUGAAGUUUGAGGAUUUGGUUGUAACUAUUAAUGUGAACCGGGCCACUCAAUCCUGUAUGGCGGCCACUGAUUUUGCAAAAUCACUAUAUUAUAUACUAUUUGUUUUCAAGCUUGCUCAA